GCUCCGCCAUUUUCGUCUUCGACUUCAGCUGUGCAGUAUCGUGUGAGAAAUGGUCUGCUGUGAAGUUGUCGUUGUGUCGAGUGUUUCCCUUGCUUUGGACCGUGAUUUCUGCGUAGUUAGCGAUGGUGACCACUUUGGCAUGAUUGUCGCCGCUCGUGCUAUCCGCUCGCAUCGUCGAAUUCAAGGGGAAACCGCCCGUAGUAAGCCUUGCCUCAGCCCUAUCGGUAAGCCUGUCAAGUUCGAACCCUGGUCCAUCAUGCGGUGGUCCAUGUGUAGAAACCAUGCCGCGCUACUCGCAGGCGAAUGUUGAUUGAGUAGUGGUAGCCACUGGGAACGCCGGUCAGGUUUUCCGCACAGCCGAAGUGUUUGAGUGACGCAGCUGAUUCACCCGAAGUGUCGUCGUCAGCCCGUGCUAUGAGCCAAGCAUGCCAAAAACGAGACACUCGCACGUCUGACAUAGUCGCCCCGAAGCAUGGCAUGAAGAAUGGCUUCCUAAAGUAUCCCAAGUGCGGCUUCAGCUGCGCCGCCGCUGUGUCACGCAGCAACUCUGCAGAAGACUUGCUGACCGGACGGUCGACGAAAGCGCGCCAAGCACGCAGUCGCAAGCGAUCUGCUACCGACCGCGGUGCAAGUGUGCCGGGACUCACAAUGUGCAUCGAUAAGCCUCAGGAGGAAGCCCGGGUCGCUUCCAGCCCCGAAAGAAUCGCGAACGCCCAGAUGCCGCCCAAACAGAAGCAGCACAGGCGUCGACGGCGACGCGCGAAGCCCAUGCGCGCGCCGUCGACUCCCGCAGCUCCGCCGCAAAGCCCCGCUGGAAUUCGCAUCGAGAGGUCCCCCACCAAACAGGACUUCAUAUUUUGCGUCGAAUCGACCAGCAAGAGGGACCUGAAGAAACCAGGCGGUGAUGAGGCGCCCUGUGCGUCGAAGGCUUCGCCCCCGUUCAACUCGGCCAUCGCGUUCAUUCUGGGAGGCAACGACGAUUUGAGCGACACCAGCAGCGAUUGGGACGAAGUGGACGACUAUGGCGCUGGACCGGACUUUGCUGCCAACGUCUUCAUGAUGCCGCUGUUGAACAGUUUGCUCUCAAUGUCGGCACUCUCCGACUCGUGCCCUUUGCGGAGUCUCAACGGCGAUCAGGUGGACGGUCCGCUGCCCUCCGUGUCCCAGCACGUCAGAAAUGCCAACGAAAAAUGGAACCGAAAUUACUACGGGGAGGACUCCUCCAAGCCGCCUCGCUCAGCAAAGGUCAGCUUUCCCGUGGGGGAUCAGCUCGUCGAGGUGCACAGUGCAGAUGACCUGGAACGCAAGGGGCCCUGGGAGCAAAUUGCCGUGGACCGUCGCCGUUUCACUCGGAUUGCCUCUGUCGAAAGCGUGCUGGCACCUGUGCUCUCUCUUGAACACAGACAGAAGGUCUACCAGGAGAUCUAUGCGUUCGACUCUGAGUGACUUUCAAUUCGUGCAUUUUUCUUCGCCAGAAGACAAAAUUUUUCUCAAGUGCUCGUGAACUCUGCAGACUGAUGAGUCAUCACCAUCGAACGAUAACUCUUCAGACUUUCACGCAAGCGUACUGGACUUGUUUGCGACAAAUGCAGGGUUUUCUCUCGUUCUAUUGUGCAGCUGCGGGAGCUGCUUGUGUUCACAGUAGCGCCUAGUCCUUCACCAUGAAGAGAUUCCACUCUUCUUGUUGCUCCAAGUGAAACUAUGAACUCGCUGUGCACAUGCUGUAAAAUAGACCAGGGCAUGGUUCGUUUUAGCACCAUAACCCAUGUUCUCGCUUUUAUAUCUUCACUUCAUUGUUUGGUUUGAAUCGGCUCACUUCUCUGGCACUCUAGGGGAAGGGCUCCCGUGGGCCCAGCAUACUCUGCUGAAUUUCUACCUGCUGAAUUUUGCGGCGGCUAAGCAUGCUAAGGCAGGUCAUGAGGUGGCUCUCGAGGCCUACAACAAUGCAAAUUUGAUGUGUCGCCACUCUCAACAUGCUCAGCAAAAUUAAUUGCCGAACGAACAAAAGGCAAGUAAAGCCAGAAUGUUGCACAUUAUGGAGUUAUGCAAAUAUUUAAACUGACUUUACCUUCAGCUUACUAGUGGAGUAAAAUUUUUAUUUGCACAUGCAUUCCAGGCCAUUCUCAAGGCUGUACAGUGCUAAAUAAGUCAUUUAUAUUUGCCUAACUUCAAAGGAUAAUAUAUUCCCAGACAAUGUGCGCUUCUUAAAGGAAACCCUCUAUACAAAAUAAGGACGGUCCAGUUUAACUUUUUGCUGCAGCAAGUUUUUGUUUGUCUAUGACAAUGCACUGCAGAGUGCUUCAUGCUUAUAUUGUUGUCCCUUAUGAUGUUUUUCUUUGUUUGAAAGAUAUUAAAGAUGUAAAUUGCAU
Rhipicephalus microplus (southern cattle tick) is the source of this 2369-nucleotide messenger RNA. RefSeq names its product Protein phosphatase 1 regulatory subunit 15 (gene PPP1R15). The record is from RefSeq and is a predicted model, not a curated record. Gene Ontology annotation, biological process: response to endoplasmic reticulum stress. Gene Ontology annotation, molecular function: protein phosphatase regulator activity. NCBI's taxonomy places the organism in Eukaryota, Metazoa, Arthropoda, Arachnida, Ixodida, Ixodidae. Gene Ontology annotation, cellular component: protein phosphatase type 1 complex; endoplasmic reticulum.